CACAACGAGAGCAUCCAGCAUCCAUUUGAUGUCGAGCCAUGAGAAGUCAACCUGACGUGCAACGGUGGCUGCUGCUGCUAGGAGCAGCUGUGACAUUUUUCGUCUUUGCUCCUCGUGGACUGCUGGUGGGUUUGGUGGUCUUAGCACUUUUGGGUGGACGUUGCCCACAACGUCUCCUGCGGCGCAAGACCAGAGACUCGGAGUUGAAACCCAUCGUUGAGACCUCUCAGGACGAGACCUCCAAUGAUGGAGACUGGGGCGCCACACUGGUGUUGGUCUUUGAGGCAAAGGAUCCCAUGACCAACGUGCAACAAUUGAAGAUCCGGGCAGACGAGAACUCUUGGACGCUGGAAGAGAGCGACAGUGAUGAGCACGGUGGGUUGAGUCCUGGCGAACUCUUGGAGCGGCUGCGCAAUGCAGGUCUUAGUUACCGCCUUGGCUCUUCCGCAGCUGGGGAAUUCAUUUUCUGCUUGGUGCGAUUGCCGGAGGAGACGGCGCAAGCGAAUCUGAGUUUCUAUCCCAUCGACUUGCAACUCGAUGCAGACGAGGCACAAAGAUAUGCCUCGGAUUUGGGUAUGUUGCUUGCGCUGCGCUCAGAGGUGCGUGAUUGGGAAGAAAUUCACCCUUGCGAGUCCUUUGACACUCGCGGAGAAAUGCAAAGUCCACCUGAGAUGCUAGAAGAUGUUUGGGAGGAUUUGCACAUGCGUUUUUGUCCUCAAAUCCCUGGACGCGUGUUCCAGCACUACCCGCUGGUAGGGAAGUCAGGCAAGACAGCGCUGUCUAGCAUUUUGACUCCUUCACAAAGACUGCGAAUGCUUCUGAGUUUAGUGGGAGAUGACCUACCUGGUGCUGUAGGCACUAUGGGACCAGGUCUCAAGCUUGAUCAAUGGAAAAAACCAAAGUUCUACAAUUGCUUGCUGCACACAUGCCGAAAUUUUGGGGCGAGUCGUGUGGCAAGGGCUGCCAGUAGUGCCCACGUACAAAGAGACUUCCCCAAGGGUUUUUCAUUUUACUUCUUGAUGCAGGAGCCGCGAGAUGCUACCUUUCAAAGGCUGCAGAUGAAAUUUGGCCGUCCGAGCUCUGCACUUUUCCAGCAUGGUUUGCUCUCUGGAGUUGUGGACAAAAAACUGCCGUCCAUUUUGCAGCAUUACUUUGGACAGCAGAUCGGUUUCUACUUUGCCUUUCUACAACAUUUGUUCUCCUAUGGUUUCGCUUUGUCGGUGCUUGUGGCGCCUCUGUUGGCCGUCUACAGUGUGGACUGGGCAAAGCAUUUGGUCCAGGCUGUUGCACAGGAGAAGCCGUUGUUUCUGUUGGACGAGAUGGUCUCAGAGAUUAGUCACUUGGAUGCCUCGCGAAGCCGCUGGCCACUAUGGUCGCUCAUGGUGGGCCUGACCACCACGGUUUGGGGUCAAUGUGUGAUUGAAUCCUGGCAUCGCCAGGAGAAGCGGCUUGCUCGGCAAUGGGGAUGUCAUCCUUGGCGUCGAGCACUGACGCGGCCUUCCUUUCGUGGAAAGCUAGCAGUCAGCCGUGUCGACGGGCGAUUGGCUUUCGUGCACCGCAACAGGCGGCUUUUCCAAGCACGUGUCAUCGCUGUGAACUUGUGCUUUCUGUGCCUUUGGGCCCUCGUCUUCGGCGUCCUCGGUGCCUUCUUCCUCCGUACAGAUCAGGUUCAGGUGGCCACUGAGAACUACGCUUCCUUGGGCGCGAUGUUCUCUGUGGCCAGUGUUUUGAGUUAUCACCUCUUCCGUUUGGUCGCCAAUGCUCUCACUGAAGCGGAGAACCAUCGAGAAGAAUCGUCUUGGGAGACGUCCAUUUUGUUGAAGAAGUGGGCCUUGACCGUGAUUGUGCAAUGUUGGGCCCCGCUGCAUUUGCUUUUCGUUCGACCGUACUUAUGGCCCUGUGCCUAUGGAGAGCCUGAGCUACGAAAGCAGCUGCGGAUUGAGCAGUGCGAAUUUUGGGAUCAGGAGUGCUGCGAUCAAGAAUUGAGGAGUGGUGGGCAGGUCCUGGUGAGUUUCGCGGAGGUGCGAGGCGAAGCUGUGCUACGCCAUGCGCGGCAGUUCAUCGCUGGGUGGCUAGUCUCCAAGAUCUUCGUGCACAAUUUGUUGAAAUGGAUUGUGCCGCGGUUGUGUGGUUUCCUCUGCACCCGUGGCCUCUACCCGCUUUUGGCGGUCGAUUUCGCAGAGGACGUCUUAACAGACCUGGCACUCGAGAGCCAGGGCACACGGCGGCGGAUGCACCGAAGCCGCUUGCGCCGCUGGCUGUGUCCCAAGCGUCCGCGCUACGGUCGAAGCGCAACAGACCUUGGUGACGCAGGCCCAUCGAACAUGCCGGCAGAGCUUAUCUUUGCUUGCGAGUGCCAGCUUGACAAGCAGGAUCCGUGGGAGGUCCUCGACACUGCCACAGAUUUAUCGGUGCAUUUCCUCGUGGUGUCUUUGACCACUGUGAUCUACCCCUUCGCGCCGGUGCUGUUUCUGAUGCACUUGCUGGUCGAAUUCCAGAUGGAUUUCUUUCAACUUUUAGAUCGAAGACAACCUCAGCCACGAGCUGGACAUGGAUUGCCUGAAGCCUGGAUGGCCAUCUUUCAGUCCUAUGUCUACGUGGGAGCGCUCUUCAAUUUGGCAAUUGUCGCCUUUCGCACCAACCUGGUGGUCAAUAUCUUUGGAGAGGGGCCGGCCGUGCAUAUUGCCUUCUUCAGCACUGCCAUGCUACUUAUGGUCUUGGUGCUUGGCAUUGUGCAUUUGGUGAUCCCUCGGGUCCCAAGCAAAGUCGUCGAGCAUUUGCAGCGUGAACGAGAGGUUGAAGCUUUCUUUAUCGGACAAAGUGGCCGACGAGAGAGAACUGAGAGACCAAAAGAGGCGUCGGUUGUGCACCGGAGUGAAGCGGAUGAGAGAUGCGAGUCGCUGAGAGACAUCGAAAAGGGACAGGUGAAGGCACAAGCGUUCUUUUAUGGCUAUGACAUACGACUAAGACUAUCCUAACUCAGGGAGUCUUCAACUUUGCAACAUUUUCUGAUGGAAGAUACUGAAGCCCGGAAAAACAUUACACCGGUAUGUACCCCAGACAGCAACUAACUCUAAAACCAGAGACCUAUAGGCUAUAGACAUCUGGUAGACCAAAAAUCAAGUAAUUCAGAACAAAAUAGCGAGCUUGAGCUUCCGACCUUGAGUGAGCCCAACAGUGCCUCUCCAAGUGACUCCAACACAGGCAGACCACUGGGGAGACAUGCAAGGAGACAGUGGGGAGACAAGGCAGCAGCGGCAGCUGUGGACCAAAACGCCCAUCAGCCACCCAGUCAUUGAGAAGUAUGAACCCCUAUAGCUAUAGCUUUCAGAUGCUUUGCUUUCAGCUAUCUGGAGAAUAAAGAAAAGCAACCUUUUCAAUCCUUUUUUCAGCGCCGUGCCCACGGCUCAAAGGUUGCCUGGUUGCAUUUGCAGCGCCCUUUGAGUUCCUCCUUGCGUCCGAAGGUGGAGUUACGUCUUGACAGCCAAAAAGGGAAUCCGUCCACGAUGCGGUGAAGUUUAAGCAAGAAGCGUAAAAAAUCCGAAGCCUGAGCUUCAAUAGUCAAAAGAGUGUAUACAAUAUCAUAUAAGCAUGUAAAGCGAAAGGUUUCUUCAUGAGAGCUACUGUGCAGUUAUGCAGGGUGUUAGUAUAGUUGGAUCUGACAGAGGUGUUUGUAUCACUUAGCUUGCAAUAGUGGAAUUAGAGAUUUCAAGCUGUUCAUAGACACAGUUUAAACCAAGUGGGAAAAACAUCGCUACUUCGGUCAAAGCUUGCAAGAUCAUAUUUUGUUCACACUCAGGAUGCGCCGGCUCUCUGAUUCUGCUCGAGUACGUUUAGCAGCCAAAACAGCCUUGGGCGACAAAGGCUAUGCCACCGUCGGCCGUGUGGAGGAGCUUGCCAAACUACGUGCUGCCCUGCUGCGUGAUGUGCAAGCAGCCCCAGCUGCUGAGAAGAAGGUGCUGCUGAGGUACCGCGAUCAGGUUAGGGAGAAGCUCCUUCAGCUUGGGAAGCAGAGUGAAGGACACGUGUUGUAUGCAGUGAAGCGGGCCUUGAGACACUGAUUGUUGCGAUUGAAAAAAGCGAGUCAAUUGUGAGGGAAACGCAGAGAAACCCCAAAGCCAAGGGCGUGCCUUUGAUACGGUCGCUUCCUUUGUCGUGCCAGU
Durusdinium trenchii is the source of this 4163-nucleotide messenger RNA. NCBI's taxonomy places the organism in Eukaryota, Dinophyceae, Suessiales, Symbiodiniaceae. The record is from the annotation of a GenBank genome assembly.